Molecule: messenger RNA, 2022 nt
Organism: Physcomitrium patens
Lineage: Eukaryota; Viridiplantae; Streptophyta; Bryopsida; Funariales; Funariaceae
Source: RefSeq, a predicted model, not a curated record
AACAACGCUCCAUUCAAAUUUCAAACCUCCGACAGCACUCAACGGAGCCUCCACCUGUGAUCCCGCGGCCACGCGAUCCAAUCCAUUCCGCAAUAGCAAGAUCCCGCCAUGCGGUCAUGGGGCCAUGAAAUCCAAUAUGGUUGUACCGGGGCCACGUGAACACAACACACACAGCAGGCCAUGGCAUUGGGAAUUUUGAAGUACGGAACUGAGAGCACAGGAAGAAAGCACACAGCCGAGGCCCGAGAGCGGAGAAGGAGAAAACAGAGAAGAGUAGAGCAGGAAAAAGGAAAGAUGAGAACACAAGCGGAGAAAAGAUCAAAUGAGGGCAUGGAAGGCAAGAGGGUUUAUUGGGGGUGUGUUGUUUGUUGGGUUUAUUGGUUUGUUCAAACUGCACUUGUACCUUGAGGUCGACGACUUGUGCUCGACCCGUGAUCCUGAUACUGAGGUUCAAUACUCUGAAUAUGCAACAUGAUGGUCAUGGCGUGGUGUGGCGAGUUUUGAUUGAGGUGUUGCAGUAGGAAUGGUGUGAGGGUGGGAUCGGGUGGGUCGGGCAUCGGGGUAGGGCCAUGCGGCAUGGCGAAACCCUAGCAUUAUGGUGGAACCCCUGUAGUGGACACUAUGGAUGUAAGGGGGCUGCCUUGUGCAUUUGCUAGGGUGCAGGGCAACCUCCGCCAUGCCAUCGCCAGAGCUGUGCCACGCCCCUGUCAACACGCCCAGUUCGAAUUUGCUUCGCCACAGCGUUGCCAUCCUAAUGCGCUGCCGAUCUGGACAGACGCUGUGACGUUGGGUGCCGUCUCCAGACUUUGUGCGGCCUUUGCAUGUCGCGUCUCAUCAGCGUGGGGCAGGAUUCAUCAAUGGAGAAGUUUCCGUGGUGGCAACUGAGAGGCUUUGGUGGGGCGGGCGUGACGGGGGCAACUACAGAUCAGGCUACAGUAGGGGCUAUCCAAGCGGAGGCAGCAGGUGGGGCGGGCGUGGCAACAAUCGUUGCGGCCCGAGCCCAGCGGUAGGGACAACUAUCCGAGUUUGGUGUGAUUGGUGUGGAUGCAGAGGAAGGACUGAUGAUAGGGUGUGGCGCGAGCUAGAGCAAGAGCCAGGGCGCAUGGUAGCAUGCUAGAGGUGAGGUGGAUGAUAGCGGUAGCUGGGCGGAGGGUGGUUAGCGGGAGCCCAAGGGCACCAUGGACGGUGGCAAGGCGGAUUGGCAGACGCAAAUGAGGGGGUCGGAUGGGGAUAGAGGUAAGCGAUGGAUCUGCGAAGGGGUCCAUCGUGCAGGGGGUGAUAUCGGAGGAUCUCGUGGACGCAGUGGCUGGGGCGUGCGAGGCACUGGAUUCGGGCGCCGGGGAGGUGGAGGCGCAGGGGGAAGGCGGAGGCUGUGGUGGCGGAUAGCAAUGGCACCGACGGAGGGGAAGGCCAUCCGGACUGGGUUGGGCGAUGUGGUAGUAAUUGUGCCCGUGAGGAUUAUGGAUGGGGCGGAUGCAACAACAGGUGCAUGGGAGGGCUCUCGAUUGCCGGUGCACACAAAGAGUUGGAGCAAUUUCAGCGCUAUGUUCACGAGGACAUUUGGCGACUAGAGGUGCAAAUCAGCAGGAUUUUCUUGCUAACCAGCUGGACUAAGCGAUCGAUGCGGCAAUCGCUAGGUCAGGCGCACCGAAGCUGGGAUCGGAUGCGGAUUUCUUUGAGUGGGGCGACCUAGCAUUGGAGCCCGUGGUAAUAGGGAGGGGAGAUGUUCGGGGAAGAUUGCUUGCUUUGGGCAUCAAGUUCCAUCGAGUCAGCUGCGAUGUGGUUGCCAACGUGAAGGUGUCCCCCCAUCUUGUAUAGAGGGGCCGUAUUCUUGUAGUGUUAUCUUGUUCUAGUGUCGCGGUACAAGGUAGUGUUUGCCUGGUCAGUACGUUCGAUUCGAUGGCAAAACAAAGGACUCUAGUAACCCACAUUUGAACCAUAAAAACCAAAACUGAAUCUUAAACCCUAAAGAUUAAAUAUUAGACAUUAAAUUUAAAGACAUUUGUUUUCAAUUGUAAAGUA